Drosophila novamexicana is the source of this 890-nucleotide messenger RNA. RefSeq names its product ADP-ribosylation factor 1 (gene Arf79F). The record is from RefSeq and is a predicted model, not a curated record. Gene Ontology annotation, biological process: vesicle-mediated transport; intracellular protein transport. Bases 266 to 814 code for a protein of 182 amino acids. Gene Ontology annotation, molecular function: GTP binding; GTPase activity. NCBI's taxonomy places the organism in Eukaryota, Metazoa, Arthropoda, Insecta, Diptera, Drosophilidae. The transcript is spliced from 5 exons. Gene Ontology annotation, cellular component: cytoplasm; plasma membrane.
GGUCAAGUUUUAUUUCGCUCUGUGAUUUUUAGACAUUUCCAAGUAGAAAUUUCUAAAAUUUCUGCUCAAAUUGGCGUGCAUUUGAUACAAUUAUUUGUUUCUUCAAGUUGCAAGCACACAAAUCCAACAGGAGUUGCAUAUUAACAGCAGUUGCAACUCGGAUUUGAACUUGUUUAUAAUUACCGUAAACAAGAAGAAACACUAGUGUAACAGUUUUUAACAACAUCCCCUCCACAUUGAAAGACACGAAGCAACAAGCAGCAACAUGGGAAAUGUAUUUGCGAAUCUAUUCAAAGGCCUCUUCGGCAAAAAGGAAAUGAGAAUAUUGAUGGUCGGUUUGGAUGCCGCUGGUAAAACCACAAUUCUGUACAAACUCAAAUUAGGCGAAAUUGUUACAACGAUACCUACUAUUGGUUUCAAUGUGGAGACUGUAGAAUACAAGAAUAUUAGCUUUACAGUGUGGGAUGUGGGCGGCCAAGACAAAAUUCGUCCAUUGUGGAGGCAUUACUUCCAGAAUACACAAGGUCUUAUCUUCGUCGUUGAUAGCAACGACAGAGAGCGUAUCGGUGAGGCGAGAGAGGAAUUGAUGCGUAUGCUGGCCGAGGACGAGCUCAGAGAUGCAGUCCUACUAAUAUUCGCCAACAAACAGGAUCUGCCAAAUGCAAUGAAUGCGGCCGAAAUCACCGACAAGUUGGGCUUGCACUCACUCAGAAACCGCAACUGGUAUAUACAGGCGACGUGUGCAACCAGCGGCGACGGUCUCUAUGAGGGUCUUGAUUGGUUGUCCAAUCAGCUAAAGAACGCUAAUCGCUAAAUCAACUAGAGCAACAGCAGCAGCAGCAGCAACCACAACAACAAAAUAAUUAUACACUAACAUUGAUUUUAAAAGC